Messenger RNA from Dermacentor silvarum, 6031 nucleotides. Its product is annotated as ubiquitin-associated protein 2-like. Lineage: Eukaryota; Metazoa; Arthropoda; Arachnida; Ixodida; Ixodidae. Gene Ontology annotation, molecular function: hormone activity. Gene Ontology annotation, biological process: multicellular organism development. Gene Ontology annotation, cellular component: cytoplasm; nucleus; extracellular region. The record is from RefSeq and is a predicted model, not a curated record.
AUUUGGACGUGUUUUAUUGUUCUAAGAUAACCGAGUGGCUCGGUGCUCGGUUUCGUCGAGUGUAUGAUAUUGCUGCACGUUUUCCUGAACCCCGAGCGCCCAAAGAAUUGAUGCGAAUUCGUACUAGGACUCCCUUUUGUACAUAACAUUUUGUACAUACGGUAUUCAAGUGAUGAGUUCGAGUAAUACACAGAGGGCGGGGAAAAGCAGCCGAGAUAGAGGGAACAAGUCACCGUCGACGGCGACGACACAGUCUCCCAAGGCGGUCACUGCCACAGAUGGGCAUGCCAAGCCGCCCGACGGCUUCAUUCCCAAAGUCCAGCCAACUCCCGAGCAGAUCCGGCUGGCACAGAUUAUCAAUGACCCAACGAAGCAAGAUGAUCCGGACAUCAGGAACAAAGUCAACCAGGUGAUGGAGGUGACAGGCCAGUCCAGUGAUGCAGUCGUGAUAGCACUGCAUGACUGUGACAAUGACCCCGCACGAGCCAUCACCAUGCUGAUUGAAGGCAACAAGCAGGAGGGCGAGUGGGAGACUCGGGGCAAGAAGAAGAAGCCUGUGAAGGAAGGCAAUCAGCAGCAGCAACAGAAAGGGGACCAAGGUGGCCCCGCGAGCAGCAACAAGGAGAACCGUGGGGGGCCUCGCGGGGAGGGCGGCCCCCCACGCAACGUGCCCCGGGGGUCUGGUGGUGGCCGCGGAGGAGGUCGUGGAGGAAGCUGGAAGAACAAGGAAAUUGAGAAGAAUGAACGAAACUUGGAAGACGGACGUUCCAGUGAGCGGACUGGUGACAUGCGGCCACGGGGAGGCAGCCGGCGUGGUGGCCGGGGUGGUCGAGGAGGGGGUGUUGGUGGUGGUCGUGGUAGCCGCACGUUCCAGAACCGGGGACUAGGUAGCCAUGAUGGCUUCCCCCAGUCUAUGGACACGUGGACCAACAGCACAUCAUCCGGAGGACAACGGGCACCUAGGGGAAGUCAACAGCAGCAGCAGGAUGCCAUGCCAGUCGGCAACUGGAAUGACCUGGCAGUCAGUGAGGACUGGAGUGAGGAGGACUGGACUGGUCAAUUGGAGACAAAGGUGUUCACGGCAAGUGGAGUGGCUGCAAAUCCUCCGCCAGCACCCGACACAGCGAGCAUCAUACAGCUGUUGAAGGAGUCUCCACACGAGUCAAUCAGUGUUGCCCAGUACAACCAGCAAGCCACCGAAUCCAUCAAGGCAGCGGUUGGGGUUGGCUCAUCAGCCAAUUCCGUGACGAACAGCACCUACCCCGUGGCUCAGACGGUGUCCUCAGCAGAUGCCUCUUCUGUCACAACCUCCAAGCAAUCAAGCAUUCAUCUGAAGCGCGCUUUCCAGUCGAGCGCAUCUCCAAUUAUUUUGUGCCUAAUUCUUUGCAGUAAAGUUCCAUCGUCAACAGUCUCCAGCAGUUCUGUGGGUCCGCUGGGUGCCUCCUCAGUUGCCAGCAAGGAUGUUGCUUCCUCAACGGCUGGUGCAGUGCCCCAGCCACAGUCGCAGCCAUCACAGCAACAGUCUCAGCAGCAGUCGCUACCUUCUCAGCCAGCGGCAGCGCCACCUCGGCCUCCUGGCAUCCCUGCACCCAAGGAACCUCCUCAGGGCCUGGGAAACAGUGUGGCCCCUACGGCCAACACACUGGGUGGUGCCCCCGCGUCCUCUGCAACCUCAGCAGGUGUCGCAGCAUCUGCAACUUCCUCGGCCAGUCACAAGCCUGGUUCUGUGAUGGCCCCUGAGCACCUGCUGCUGCAGUCACAGUCCCACUCCGAGCGCAGCAAGCCUGUGUCAUCCUCAUCUGUGGCUGGCCCACAGUCCAAGAUGUAUGCCGGUGGAGCUGCAGCCCAGAGGAACAGCCAAGGGCUUGAAGGUGGGCUGUCGACGGCAGGCAAAGUAGAGCAGCCAAUGUACUCGUCGGCAAGUGGAGCCCAGCACUACAGUAGUGGUGCCUACCCAGGGGGUGGGGGCAAGGGCCUGGUUGGCUCCUACCUGGCCCACUCGCAGGGUUUCCCAUCCUCCACCACAGGGGGGCAGCAGCAGCACUACUAUACCGCUCAGCAGCCGCAGCCCACCAGUUCCACAACCGCUGCCUUCAACCAGCAGCAGAGCAAUGGCUACCAGGGUCCGUAUCAGAGCAAUGCCUAUUCCGGGCCGAGCCAGCCACAGCAGGCAAACUAUGGGGUCUCUGCCAAGCUCUCGGCAUCCGCAGGGUUGGGUCCUCACUCAGUGAAGGAUUCAGUGCUUGACUCUUCCCAGCAAGGAACUGCCAGCCAGCACACAUAUGAGAACUCGCACGUCCCUGCCACUGCAGCGGGGCUCCCUUCUGGGCCAGCGUCGACGCUAGCGACAACAGCCUCCUCAUUAGCGGGUGCCACGGCAACGACGUCUGUGCUCAAGAACUCCAUGUCAGCAACAGGCAAGACCAUGCCUACAAUGCCGCCUGGAGUGCCUACUGCCAUGCUGGGCCACCAGUUCCUUGUGGGAAAUGCUGCCAUGCCAUACUAUCAGCAGCCUUUGUAUAGCUACGAAGACUUGCAGGUGCUACAGACUAGAAUGCCACACCUGGGCUACUAUGACAUGCAGUACCCUGUGCCUGCCACGAGCCUAGCCGGCCGAGACCUUACGUUGAACAACAUGGCUUAUGCAGAGAGUAGCAAGUUUGGCCGGGGCGAGAACAGUGACACCAGUCCCGGCACGGUAGCUGGGGUGGGACCCCAAGGGGCUGCUGCGGGCGCUGCAGCUGCUGCCCAAGGUGGGGCCCAAGGGGGACAGCAGGGGGCACCCCCCACAGCAGGACAACAGGCAGCAGCCAGCCAGCCAUUCCUGAACACACUGCCUCCCGGAUAUGGCUACUACUUCCCAUCCAACCUCAUGCCUGGAUCCAUCCACCACUACGGACCACCGCCCAUGUUCCCUGUGCCUCCAGCGACCAACGCCCACGGCCCCACCACAAGCGCGCAGUUUCAGAAAGCCAGUGCGUAUGCAUCCCACUCGUUCACCUCCGGCGGGUAUGACAGCCUGACUCAGACACCAGACUACGCCAAAAACACCUAUGGUGCAGGUUCUCAGGGACAGGCUAAGGGCAUCUCGGGUUCAUUGGGUUCGGCCGAUGCUUCCAGGUCAGGGCACACUAGAACCCACCCCCAUUUAGCAAAGUCUUUUGAGAAGCCGGGUUUUCUGACUGGUUCCCAGUCUUCGGCGGCAGCGGUGGCAUCCUCAACAGCAACAGCAGGCCACCAGCAGCAGCCCGGAGGCUCGUCAUACCCACAGUUCGCGGGUCCUCGUGGUUCACCUCCCUCGUUGGCAAAGCAGCAGCAGCAGCAACCGGGUGGCCACAUCCGACAAGGAUACCCAUACUGGGGCAACUGAGCAGCCUGUGUGUUGUGCUUGGGUGCCUUUCUCUGUAGCAGUUGCUCCCUCCUCGCCCAAGAAGAGUUUGCAUCUAUGCCUCUUCUUCAUCCACUCUCCUCGUAUUGGAAAAAAGAUGCACAUCUCUUGGAACUCGCUCCCCCACCCCGCCUUUCUGUCGAGAAGGAUGGAGCAGAAAAGGUUCUGUCCAAACGCGCUCACAAGACAGUCCUCCCCCGCCUUUUCUGCUACCCCCUUCUCUGUGGCCCAUCUUUUGCUCCUGUUGUAUGCCUAGCUUGGCUUGCAGUGCUCUGCUGCCAACGAGACGGUGUGACUGAACAUUAGGUCUCCAAGUGGCUGGCUGCUCAUGGGACAGUUUUUCGAUUAAGCGUGUGGUGUUCUGUGCCUCUGUGUACUGUGGUGGCCCUGCUGCAGUGACAGGGAUGUUGCUUGCUGCCCCCCCCCCCCCCCCCCUUUUUUUUUUUUUUUUUCUGUGCUGAAGACAGACUUUGUUUCUUACAUCUUUUUAUUUUUCCCCUGCCCGGCCACAUUUUUCUCCCUGUACCUGUGCCGUCAUUCUUCUCUUUGUAGCAUGCACUUGCUGUAUUGUAAACCCUACAGGUUUUUUUUUUUUUUUUUUUUUUUCUUUUCCCUCAAGUUUGUCUUGAACUUCUGUGAGAUCGAAAGACUCAAUGCAAUGUGUACUGGCAACUGCAGGCUCUGGUGUUCUUGCCACUUGUAGAAGCACGACCAUCUCUCUUUUCAGGCCUGUCUUGUGGGGGGAUCUCGCAAGACGGCGAUUGUGUGAAGUCAUUCUCGGGGAAAUGCGCUUUUUCCUACAAAUAUUUCCCUUUCUACACACAUGCUGCUGCACUGAUGGGUUAUGCCUGCAAAGUGUUCUAAUUGCGGAUUGUCCUUCUUUCUGAUGUUUAUUUUAUUAUUUUUUUUUUAAUUCAUAGAAGGCCUAAUGUGUUGCACCUUGGCUCAUUAGGCUUGUUUGUUGUUACUUGUAUUUCAACCUUCCUUUCUUCUUUUUUAAUAUAGGGAUGCCUGCCAGCCAGUUGUAGAGAAUCCUUCAAAAACAUUUUUUGCUAUGUGCUACAGUGCUCCGUAAACACGCCCUUGAUGUAAAGCAUUAGCGAUGACAUUUGAUAGCAAAAGUAGAAACUCUGCAAAGCCGUAGCACCGACAACAUUUCUAGCAUUUGUUUGUCAGCAGGUUGAGUGUAAGGAUAAAAAGCUUGGCCUUCAUUAAGUUUCUUUAAAGCUGUCUGGAGCAGGGCGGGAUUUUUGUGUGGCUCCUCGAGGGGUUCCAUCCCUUGUGUGCGUGUUUGGGUAGUGCCAUUUUCUGUGGCAUCCACACCAUGCCUAACGACAUUGCAGCAUCAAUCUAAGGCUGCCGUUUCACAAAUGUGCCACUUGGUCUUUUCGGCAUGAGUUCCAGCAAGGACUCUGUACAGCACAUUAAAAAAUGAAAAAUUAUAAACAGUACAAAGUGUACUUGAGACUUUGCAAAGUCCAUAUAGCGCAUUUAGAGAUGACAUUGCACAGAUUGACGUUGCUUUGCUGCCUUUUGUUAGUCUAAAGGUUAUGGAUUGAAACAGCACCGGCAAGGAAUGGAACCAUGGUGGGAGCUGUCUAUUUGGUUUUUCAUUAUUUUAAUAGCCUGAGCUGAGCUUAUGCCAUUGUGCGUGCUUGAUUCUUUUCUCUUUUGCCUCUUCAUUUUGUCUGUGUGCAUGCGUUUGAGUGGUUCUUUUGUACAUAUUUGCCAGGAAGCGACAUCGUAAGGCACUUUGACGCAUUCAUAUUCUGCACCAUAUUUUUUUACAGAAGCAUUUUUUUUCCCCUUGCAUUCUAGUGUGUGUGUCUGUGUGCUUGUGUAUGUGUGUAUGCUGCUUUCAUUGCCCUGUCCUCUUUUUGCUGUUUUUUUAACUUGCUGUUAACAGGAUUACGAUUGCCAGGUGCUGGCAGGCAGGCUGUCUUGUUGUGAAUGGGGGAAAGCAUUGCCUCCACAUAUUUGUUUUUCUGACGUGAAGUGCUCUGCAGAAAAGCAAAGAAAAUGUCCAGAGUGCAGUUGUUGUGUUUGCAACUUUGUUCUUCUUCAUGUAAUUAUUUUUCUUAGGUGCCUGUUCUAAGUAGCACUCGGUGUGUGGUGUGGAUAUAAGGGAAUUGCAGCAGCCUACGGUAGUAUUUUUUCUACUGAGCCAUCUUGCACGCUGUGCGAAUGUUGUCCUCCUCUCCUGUAAUAUUUUUGUGCCCUCCAUUUUCGUUUGUGAAGUUGACACACAUAAAAUAUAUAUAUAUAUAUAAUGUAUAUGUAUACAUAUUCGUAGGGCAAUUGAAACAGAGCAAACAGAAUCCCCUUUGUAAAGUUGUUUUACCCCACACGAAAACAAGAAAUAUGUGUGGCACUGCUGCGUGAAAUCAGGAUGAGAAGAGAAAAAAAAUAAAUGUUUGUAAAUAUAUGAAUAUACAUUAUUUUGUUUGUUUUCUUUUCCGACUGUGUUAUCAGCCUCGACAUUUCUUUGCUGUGCAGAAUGCUCAUGGUCUGAUAUAAGCAUGCAAAUGGGAAGAGCUGGUAGUUUGUUUGUGUGGUGAGAAGGUGUGAUAUAAAUAUAUAUAUAUAAAUAUAGUUUGUGACGAGAGGCUCCAGAAAAAAUAAAAUGCUUGUCAUUAAUUUUGA